Messenger RNA from Neomonachus schauinslandi (Hawaiian monk seal), 1813 nucleotides. RefSeq names its product prostate transmembrane protein, androgen induced 1 (gene PMEPA1). The record is from RefSeq and is a predicted model, not a curated record. Gene Ontology annotation, biological process: negative regulation of transforming growth factor beta receptor signaling pathway. Gene Ontology annotation, molecular function: R-SMAD binding. Gene Ontology annotation, cellular component: early endosome membrane; Golgi membrane. Lineage: Eukaryota; Metazoa; Chordata; Mammalia; Carnivora; Phocidae. The coding region runs from base 69 to 935 and encodes 288 amino acids. The transcript has 4 exons.
CGCCGGCCGGAACCCCCCCCGGCCGCCCCCGUGCCCCCUGCGCCCCGCGCCGAGCCGCCGCGCCGUCCAUGCACCGCUUGAUGGGGGUCAACAGCACCGUCGCCCUCGCCGCCGGGCAGCCCAAUGUCUCCUGCACGUGCAACUGCAAACGCUCUUUGUUCCAGAGCAUGGAGAUCACAGAGCUGGAGUUCGUUGAGAUCGCCAUCAUCGUGGUGGUGGUGAUGGUCAUGGUGGUGGUGAUCACGUGCCUCCUGAGUCACUACAAGCUGUCGGCGCGCUCCUUCAUCGGCCGGCACAGCCAGGGCAGGAGGAGAGAAGAUGCCCUCUCUUCGGAAGGAUGCCUCUGGCCCUCGGAGAGCACGGUGUCAGGCAACGGCAUUCCAGAGCCGCAGGUCUAUGCCCCUCCGAGGCCCACCGACCGUCUGGCCGUGCCCCCCUUCACCCAGCGGGACCGCUUCCAUCGCUUCCAGCCCACGUACCCGUACCUGCAGCACGAGAUCGACCUGCCGCCCACCAUCUCGCUGUCGGACGGGGAGGAGCCCCCGCCCUACCAGGGCCCCUGCACCCUCCAGCUGCGGGACCCCGAGCAGCAGCUGGAGCUGAACCGCGAGUCCGUGCGCGCGCCCCCGAACAGAACCAUCUUCGACAGCGACCUGAUGGACAGCGCCAUGGUGGGCGGCCCUUGCCCCCCCAGCAGUCACUCGGGCAUCAGCGCCACGUGCUACGGGGGCGGCGGGCGCAUGGAGGGGCCGCCCCCCACCUACAGCGAGGUCAUCGGGCACUACCCUGGGUCCCCCUCCUUCCAGCACCAGCAGAGCAGCGGGCCGCCCUCCUUGCUGGAGGGGACCCGGCUCCACCACGCACACAUCGCCCCCCUGGAGAGCACAGCUGCCUGGAGCAAAGAGAAGGAUAAACAGAAAGGGCACCCUCUCUAGGAAUGCCGGGGCCGGGGCCGGGGCCGGGGCAGCAGGAGGUAAAAGGCAAAACACUCCGCACUUCUUGAACGAGAAGACAGAGGAGGACUGGGCGGCACCCACAACGUUCGGCGCGUCACCAUCCCCUCCCCCUCUCUCUGUGUAUAAAUAUUUACAUGUUCUGUCUGGUCUGAAUGCACAAGCUAAGAAAGCUUGCAAAAAACCACGUUUCUUUGUUGAGCUGUGUCUUGAAGGCAAAAGAGAAAAAAAAAAAAACCCACAAAAUCUACCCUAGUCUUUCCUGUUUCUAGUUGAGCUGCGUGCGUGAAUGCUUCUUUUCUUUUGUUUGUUUAUGAUGAUUUCACUUAACUUUAAAGACAUAUUUGCACAAAACCUUUGUUUAAAGAUCUGCAAUAUUAUAUAUAUAAAUAUAUAUAAAAUAAGAGAAACUGUAUUGUGAGGGCAGGAGUAUUUUUGUAUUAGAAGAGGCCUAUUAAAAAAAAAAGUUGUUUUCUGAACUAGAAGAGAAAAAAAUGGCAAUUUUUGAGUGCCAACUCAGAAGGCGUGUAUUACCUUGUAAAGAAAAAAAGUACAAAGCAGGGGUUUAGAGUUAUUUAUAUAAAUGUUGAGCUUUUGCACUAUUUUUUAAUAUAAAUAUGUCAGUGCUUGUUUGAUGGAAACUUCUAUCAUGUCUGUCGAGAUUUUUAAGGGAGAAAUGUCGAAAUUUCACAGUCGACGUCAGGCAGAGGGCGGGCUCUUACACGGAUUUUGGAGAGGCUUCCGGAGGGGGCCGCUUUCCUGCGAAGUGGAAGCUUCUGGCUAGCGAUAGGUUAUUACCUUGUUAUACAUUCCCCACCGAAGGAGACACGUGUCCCACGUGUCAUCCCCACCCCCCCCCC